AUGAUCUCCUACACUGCUGCCGUUCUUUUGGCUACGCUGAGUACUUCCCUGGCUUGCAGUCCGACAUGGCCAAAUGCUACGGACACAACGCCGACAUGGUUCCAGUGUAACAGUGGCCCCAUCACCUUCUACAAUGCAACACCUUUCGAUGCAAAUGGUAAUUACGAGUACCCCGUUCACCUGAGCAAGCCCCUGACCAUAAAGGCCGACAUCAACAACCCAAAAACCACCUAUGGAUCACCCGGAUUGAAACAGACGACAAAUAUCUGGAGCUGGACGACAACGUGUAACUGGAGCCCCGUUCCCACAUUCGGAAUGUUGAAGAACCUGGACGCCUGCUCAAAUGGCAUCCCUUGUCCUAUUAAGACUGGACGUCAAGAACUAGACAUGCUUAUGGACUUCUCACCGUACGGCGCCAUCAUUGCCCUACUCAAAGACGACGCCCCCUACCAACUUCAGAUGAUUCUUCAUGACGACGUUACCAAGGCCGAUGUCGCAUGCAUCACCUUUCAAGCACGGGCACGAAUUCAAUGA
Haemonchus placei is the source of this 534-nucleotide messenger RNA. The record is from the annotation of a GenBank genome assembly. Lineage: Eukaryota; Metazoa; Nematoda; Chromadorea; Rhabditida; Trichostrongylidae.